UCUGUUAACUAUAUCCAAUUGAUUUGAACAAACCACAGAGAAUUUUCACCACCCCCUCCUAUUUCAUAUAUAUAUAGAGAAAUCAGCAAGUAAAGAAAACCACAGCAAGUCACAAAAAACCAAUUCCUGAAGAGUUCACUGCACAAACCAUAAACAUUGCCCGAGUUCCCGAGUUUACUUCGCUUAUCGCAAUUGAAGGGGGAGCGGUGCUGGGGCAGUGACAGUCCCCUCCUCGGUGUGCGGGUAAUGUGUUUUUCUUUUUGUUGUUUGUUUUCUUUUUAUUUUUAUAUUGAUUAAAGAACGGGCGGCAGUGGCGGAGCAGUUGAUGCCCCCACCCGCAUUGAGUCAUUUACAUGAUCGCACCGAAUGCGGAGCACAAUUGGAGAACACAUACUACAUAUAGUGCUCUCAGUGAUCACAACGUCGAGCGUUUGAGGCUGCGUUUGGCUUCGUCAGUCGUUGAUUAGUCCGCUCGCUGGAUAGACAUUGCUGCCAGAUCGACAAACACUUUCAGUUCCCGCUUUCAGAUCCCGAAAAACCCCCAGAUUUAGAACCGUUUAGAUUACCUCAGGAAGCGAUAAGUAGCUUUAGCUACUGAUAUAAAUUCCAAGCACUCAGUUGGGGUUCUUCAUUGAAUUGGAGUUGAUCCAAGCAGCAACAUGUCCACAGAUAAGUAUCAGCCCACCGCCGAGCAGAUCAGCGAAGUUCGGACGCACAUUCUCCAGAGAAUGGAGAAAGAGCCGCCAGCAGAACCCUUCCAUCCCAAUGACCUGAAGCGCCUCAACGACAGCGAUGUCUGGAUCACCAAACUGCUCGAGAUCUACGAACUGGAUUUGGAGAAAUGCAAGACCCGACUCUGGGACAAUCUCGUCUGGCGUCAGAGUUUCGGUGUGAACGAUAUCACUGAGAAUAAUGUGAACCAGGAGUAUCUCACCGAUGGCUCCAUCUAUGUGCACAACAAGGAUAAGGAUGGCAAGCCUCUGCUGAUCCUCAACAUCAAGAUGCACUCCAAGAGUAGGAAUCAGGAGGACCUUCUGCGAGUCCUUGUCUAUUGGGUGGAGCGUUUGGAGCGUGAGAAUGGCCUGGGCAAGAUCACCAUUUUUAUGGACAUGACUGGCUCUGGACUGAGCAACUUGGACUUGGAGUUUAUUAAGGCUAUUAUCGGUGUGUUCGAGACCAAGUAUCCCUAUGCACCCAACUACAUCCUGGUGCAUGAGUUGCCUUUCCUAUUGAAUGCUGCCUUUAAGAUUGUCAGGGGCUUCCUGCCCGCCGAAGCCCUGAAGAUCCUUAAAGUGACCACCAAGAAGGACCUUGAACAGUAUGUGGACAAGGAAAACUCCCUUAAGGUCUGGGGCGGAAAUGAUGAAUACGUUUAUAAAUUUGACUAAAAACCAAACACAAAAUUGUGUAUGAUAGUGUAAAUAAUACGAUAUUUAUUUUCCUGAA
Molecule: messenger RNA, 1446 nt
Organism: Drosophila serrata
Lineage: Eukaryota; Metazoa; Arthropoda; Insecta; Diptera; Drosophilidae
Product: motile sperm domain-containing protein 2
Cellular component (GO): endomembrane system; endoplasmic reticulum-endosome membrane contact site
Source: RefSeq, a predicted model, not a curated record